AUGCCCGUGGACCUGGCCAUGCGGCUCUGCCUGAGCCACUCGCCCCCCAUCCGCAAGCUGCUGAACUCCUGUGAGGAGCUGCGGGGCAACAGAGGGUGCAAACCCCUCCGAUCCUGUCUCAACCAGAAGCUGAGUGCAGAACCUGAGCCCGAGCAGCGAGAUAGCACUAAGAGCUCCAAGGGCCAGAAGAAAAAGAGAGUUGUGUUUGCUGACAUGAAGGGACUCUCGCUGACAGCUGUCCGCUUCUUCUCAAAGAUUGAGGAGGACCUCUGUGAUUUGCAGCAUGCCCUGUCUGACCUCGCCUGCUUCCGACCUAGGCUGCGGGACUCACACCCAGAAGCGUGCAGGUAUGUGCUAGACUUCCCACAGCCCUCUGCGGACUACAUGGCUUUCCGCAGCCGCCUACACAGCAACCUUGUCUGCCUGGAGAACUGCCUGAUCCAGGACCAUGCCCUGUCAGGGACAGUGAAGGUCAGAAACAUUGAGUACGAGAAGAAAGUGAUGGUCCGCAUCACCUUUGAUGGCUGGAAGAGCUUCCGGGACAUCUCCUGCCAGUACAUGCAUAGCACGUAUGGCUCAGCUGACACAGACACCUUCUCUUUUGAGCUUGCCCUGCCCAAGCCAUCUGUCUCCCACAGGGCCACAGAGUUCUGCAUUUCCUUCCAGUGCGGACGGAAGACACAGUGGGACAACAACCAUGGGAGGAACUACAAGAUCUGCCAUGUGGGCAUGAUCCGCCCUCCCUCCCAUGCUGUGAAGAGAGCCAGUGGGGCCUGGAAGCAUCUUGGCACCUCUCAGGCUGCUGCCUUGGUCCUUUCUCACUUGCAGACCUGGCGGUGCUUGGAGACCCAGGCUCCUUAUUGGUAG
This is a messenger RNA of Phaethon lepturus (White-tailed tropicbird), 867 nucleotides long. RefSeq names its product protein phosphatase 1 regulatory subunit 3C-B-like. NCBI's taxonomy places the organism in Eukaryota, Metazoa, Chordata, Aves, Phaethontiformes, Phaethontidae. Gene Ontology annotation, biological process: regulation of glycogen biosynthetic process. Gene Ontology annotation, cellular component: protein phosphatase type 1 complex. Gene Ontology annotation, molecular function: glycogen binding; protein phosphatase 1 binding. The record is from RefSeq and is a predicted model, not a curated record. The transcript has a single exon. Bases 1 to 867 code for a protein of 288 amino acids.